Molecule: messenger RNA, 2903 nt
Organism: Selaginella moellendorffii
Lineage: Eukaryota; Viridiplantae; Streptophyta; Lycopodiopsida; Selaginellales; Selaginellaceae
Product: G-type lectin S-receptor-like serine/threonine-protein kinase SD2-5
Exons: 1
Coding region: 157-2832 (891 amino acids)
Biological process (GO): protein phosphorylation
Molecular function (GO): protein serine/threonine kinase activity; ATP binding
Source: RefSeq, a predicted model, not a curated record
ACGUGGCAUUCUUUAUUACUUGCAGUUCCCGCCGACCUGUGCUUCAAAGGUACUGUGAUCAAUGAAUGCCAAAAUCGAGGGAGUGAAUGCCCUGGCUAUUAGGUCAACCAGUCUAGAUAGAUCCCUUGUUGGAUUGGAGGGCGGAAGAAGCCAGCGAUGCCGCCACCGAUUGCGAGUAGAAAUCUCCAUUCCAUCUCCGCCAUUCUCCUCCUGCUCUUGGCCGGGCUCACAGGAUCGCGGCGAGCAGCGAAUGCGAAGAGGUAUGAUCUUCCUCCGGGCUGGAUGGGGAACAACACCCGGGGCGCGCUCACUGAGAUCCGUCUCUCGGAUGGGUCUUUCUAUCGGAUCCUCAAGGCGCCAUUGAUCGGCGGUCAAAGGCAUGAUCUAGAGGAUGUUACCAGCGACAAUGGCACAUUUGCCCUAGCCUUCUUCCAUCUCCACGGUGGCUUCUAUCUCGCGGUGGUGCUCCAGGCCCCUGGCCAUGGCGAGAUCUCUUCUUCGUCUUCCUCUAGCAGUGCCAUUCCAGUGUGGAUUGCGAACAGGGGUGGCGCCGUGGAUGACAAUGCGACGCUGCUGCUCACUCCCCAGAACGGCAAGAUCAUCCUCCUCGAUUCCUCUCAUAACUUCCGGUGGGGGCCAAAUUCGGAGGCGAUCGCGGGCGUGGAGCUCUUGGAGUCCGGGAAUUUAGGGUUCUUCACGGCACAGGGCGCGGUGGUGUGGCAGAGCUUCGAGCUCCCGCAGGAGGUGAUCCUUCCCGGCCAGGCUCUCAAGCCGGGAAUGCAGCUCACAAGCAGCGGCACGAAUCGAUCCAGCCUCUACACGGCCCAGAUCCACGGCGAUGGAUUGGUCUUGAGCGCUGGAGAUCCCAAGAUGAUCGUCCCACAGCCCUACUUCGCCUGGAGAUUGAAGGAGAAGUGUGAUGGAUCACCGGCAGUUCUAGUAUUCACCGGCGCAGAGAUCACACUCUCCUAUCCAGGCGCUUGCCGAUCGCUGGCACUCUCCAUCCCGCUCAACACCGCCGAUCCUAUUCUUCUCCCCUUCCUGCGCCUCAAUCCAGAUGGCGAUCUCGUCGCUUACAAAUUCCAUCCUCGAUCCGCGACCUGGGUGCCCGGAUUCCAGCUCUCGGCUCUCCAGCCCGAUUCGUGCAAGCUCCCCGACGCGUGUGGUACCUACGGCAUUUGCGAGCUCGGGGGCAAAUGCCGGUGCCUGGAAGUCCCACACCGCGGCGGCGAAAGCUACCGCGAGGGCGCGCCGUCAGCUGUACCGUGCGGUACUGCGCCGCCACUUGGCGCACCGCACGGGCUACCGCAGGCCGACCAAUGCGCCGACGAAUACGUCAACCACCACUUUUUAAACGUGAGUGGCGUGAGCUACUUCGCGGUACCGUUGGCGGUACCCGAUAUGCGCGGCGCGUCGCGCGAGAAGUGUGCCGCGGCGUGCCGCUGGAACUGUAGCUGUGCCGCGCUGUUCUUUGAUAACCGGACUGGGGAGUGUUUCUUCGUGCUGGACGAGAUCUUGGGCAGCUUGACGAUCGAUCCCGCGCGGAGCUCCAGCAUGAUCGCGAUGCUCAAGUUCUCGAACAGCCGGAUCCUCAAGGGGCCGCAGUGGGGCGCUACUUCAUCGCCGGCGGGGAUGGAGAGAGCAAAGAGGGCGAUUCUCAUCGCCGCCGUGGCUGGCGUGACAGGAUUCGCGAUGAUCUCUCUGGCGGUCUGCCUGGUGAUCGUGCUCGCGCGGCGGUCGAGAUCAUCCACCCAAGCGAAUCUGGAGGAGAUGGAGCUGGAUCUCGUCUUGAGCGGCAUCCAGGGGCUGCCACAGCGAUUCCAAUACUCCGUUCUGGAGGCCGCGACGUGGGGAUUCUCCAGGAAGCUUGGAGCUGGAGGAUUUGGCUCGGUCUACGAGGGAUUCCUGGAGGAUGGCAAGAGAAGCAUCGCGGUGAAGAAGCUCGAGGGCGCCAGCGCGCAGGGCGCGCGGCAAUUCAUCGCCGAGGUCGCGACCAUCGGCAGCAUCAGCCACAUCAACGUCGUCAAGCUCUGUGGAUUCUGCGUGGAGGGAUGCCACCGGAUGCUCGUCUACGAGUUCAUGCCCAAUGGCUCGCUCGAUCGCUGGCUCUUCGUCUCGAAUCAAACACCGGAGCAUCCGCGAGGAGUCCUGAGCUGGGAUCGCCGGGUGGAAAUCGCGCUGGGCACUGCUCGCGGGCUGGCCUAUCUCCACGAGGAAUGCCGCGAGCCCAUAAUCCACCUGGACGUGAAGCCCCAGAAUAUCCUCCUGGAUGAACGGUUCGUGGCCAAGGUCGCGGAUUUCGGAAUGUCCAAGCUGCUGGGCGGCCGCGAUGUGAGCCACGUGGUGACGUGCGUGAGGGGGACGCCUGGUUAUUUGGCCCCGGAAUGGCUGCUCCAUUCCAUCGCGACCAAGAAAUGCGAUGUCUAUAGCUUCGGCAUGGUUCUCCUGGAGAUCAUUGGCGGGCGGAAGAAUCUCGAGGUUUCCAGGAUGAACAGCGAUCUGGCGUGGUACUUCCCGGCGUGGGUCGUGAACGAGGUCAGGGAGGGGCGAUUGAUGGAGAUUGUGGACGAGAGGAUUAGGGCUCUUGUGAGCGAGAAGGCGGCGGCGCAGAUGAUCCGGAUCGCGCUGUGGUGCGUCCAGGAGAGCGCGGCGUCGCGGCCGACGAUGCCCGAGAUCGUCCAGAUGAUCGAGGGGCACAGGGAUGUGGAGGAGCCGCCCAUGGCGUUCCAUUUCGCGGUCCAGACAAUGGUGGACAUCACGGCGUCCAGGGAUUGCUUGUCCAUGGCCUAUGUCACUCCUCCCAGCUUCGAUGUCUCGAGCUUGAUCCGGUGAGAAGAUCAUCCAGUAGAGGAAGAAGCAUCUUUUUUUAACACAAGAAUAUUCUCCUUGGCGCGAGUUGUAAA